Molecule: messenger RNA, 1264 nt
Organism: Centrocercus urophasianus (Greater sage-grouse)
Lineage: Eukaryota; Metazoa; Chordata; Aves; Galliformes; Phasianidae
Gene: HOXD8
Product: homeobox D8
Exons: 2
Coding region: 1-804 (267 amino acids)
Biological process (GO): regulation of transcription by RNA polymerase II
Cellular component (GO): nucleus
Molecular function (GO): RNA polymerase II transcription regulatory region sequence-specific DNA binding; DNA-binding transcription factor activity, RNA polymerase II-specific
Source: RefSeq, a predicted model, not a curated record
AUGAGCUCCUACUUUGUCAACCCGCUCUACUCCAAAUACAAGGCGGCGGCGGCGGCGGCGGCGGCGGUGGCGGCUGGGGAGCCUCUGCCCGCCCCGUACUACGACUGUCACUUCGCGCCCGAGGUGAGCGGCCGCCACGCCGCAGCCGCCGCUGCUCUGCUCUACGGGACCGGCUUCCCGCAGCCCGGCGGGGCGGGGGGCGGCGGCGGAGCGGACUUUUACCAUCCGGCCGGGGGGAGCCCCGCGGCCGCCUACCAGCCGCCUCCUCCUCCCCCCGCCGCGCCUCCGCCUCCUGCCCCCUGCAGCGGGGUUACCUGUCACGGGGAGCCCGCUAAAUUUUACGGAUACGAUAACUUACAGAGACAGCAGAUUUUUACGACACAGCAAGAGGCCGAGCUGGUACAAUAUCCUGACUGUAAAUCGUCCAGUGCUAAUAUUGGCGAGGAACCAGACCACUUAAAUCAGAGCUCGUCUCCUGCUCAAAUGUUUCCCUGGAUGAGACCGCAAGCAGCGCCCGGGAGGAGGAGAGGGCGGCAGACGUACAGCCGCUUCCAGACGCUGGAGCUGGAGAAGGAGUUUCUCUUUAACCCCUAUCUGACCAGGAAGAGACGAAUCGAGGUGUCCCACGCCCUAGGACUCACCGAGCGACAGGUAAAGAUCUGGUUUCAGAACAGGAGGAUGAAGUGGAAAAAGGAGAACAACAAGGACAAAUUCCCCGCUUCCAAGCAGGAGGGAAAGGAAGGGGAGGCCAAAAAGGAAACACAUGAUCUGGAAGACGACAGAGCCGAAAGCCACACGAAUUAAAUUAAUUUUGCCCUAAAAGCCUUUGUGAAAGGCCAUCAGAAACGAGGAGCCCACGGCCGCCGCUCCGGCCCGUCCCCGCCGUGUGCGUCCCGCGGGGUCGCGUCCCGCCCCACUGCGUGCUGUGUGGGUUUGGGUUUGGGUCUAACUGCAUCCGGAGCGAUCUCCAGAUGUCCGCUCGUCUGCUCCUCCUGGAAAUCUGAUAGCGAGUUCGCAGCAAUACAUUUCUAAUGAUAUAUAUAUAUAUAUUAUAUAGAUAUAGAUACUAUUUUUUUUCUUGCAAUAUUGAAAGGCAGUGAUUGUGACAUACACUUCCUAAUGAUAAACGCCAUUAAGCGAGACAUGUACCAAUGCUUUAUUAAUCAAACAAGUGCACUUGUGCUAUUUUAAUUCUUGUUAUUUUCUAAUCUCGAAUAAAUUAAAUAAAUUUAAUACAUUUUGAAGAGCAAAUCUUAGAAAUAUA